Molecule: messenger RNA, 744 nt
Organism: Drechmeria coniospora
Lineage: Eukaryota; Fungi; Ascomycota; Sordariomycetes; Hypocreales; Ophiocordycipitaceae
Exons: 1
Coding region: 1-744 (247 amino acids)
Source: RefSeq, a predicted model, not a curated record
AUGUGCGUGGCGGCAAGAUGUCUGGAUGUACCUGGAACCUGCCAACGAGUCAGCGGAACUUCCUCAUGGCCACGUCGGAGCCUGGAACAAAAUCUCCCUGCUCCGGUUAUCGCCUUGGUCGGCGGCUGGAGGAGGAGGGGACAGGCGCGUACGAACCGGGGCGAGAGGGGAUUGGAAUGCCGCUGGUGGCCCGGUUCGUUGAGGCGGUGGCGAUUUGAGCGCCUACUGGCUGGUUCGCCUACCGGCUGGUUCGGGUUGCUGGAGGCUGGUACCAAACCGAACGAACGGUCGUCGUCGCAGUAUUAUGGCACAAAGUAUGGAGUACCGAGGAUCGAGUACGGAUUCACAAACGUGCUUGGCGUUCCCUCUUCAUCAUCCACGCCCAAGUCGGCGGCGGGACGGGAGGCGAUAUCUUAUAGCGCCGAGUUUCUCGACGACCCGGCGGCUCGACGUCAAAUGCAACACUACCGCUACGAGUACGAGGUUCUUCGCCCUCCCGGGUCGUCGUCUCCUGACUUGCCUCGCCGCCUGCACCUCGACAAAGGUGGUGGUAGUGGAGGAGGAUAUGGUGGUGGUGGUGUUGACCGUCUCCGACCAUACAAGUGCCAGCGUGGGCCACAGCGUACCCAUCCACCUACCGUUGGAUGGCUAGCAGGCACUACCCCUCGUCAACCCAUCCGGUGCCAGGUGGGUGCUAGUCUGCCGGCGGGCGAGUGUCAGGCUGAACGUGACUCUGAAAUCUGA